Pectinophora gossypiella (pink bollworm) is the source of this 4169-nucleotide messenger RNA. RefSeq names its product neutral ceramidase (gene CDase). Gene Ontology annotation, molecular function: N-acylsphingosine amidohydrolase activity. Gene Ontology annotation, cellular component: extracellular region. The record is from RefSeq and is a predicted model, not a curated record. Bases 218 to 2398 code for a protein of 726 amino acids. Gene Ontology annotation, biological process: sphingosine biosynthetic process; long-chain fatty acid biosynthetic process; ceramide catabolic process. NCBI's taxonomy places the organism in Eukaryota, Metazoa, Arthropoda, Insecta, Lepidoptera, Gelechiidae. The transcript has 15 exons.
UACGUCGAGCCUUUAGCACUUUAGUCCGUUGUAAACCGCGCUCGAAGACUUACGUCUUUUUAUGUGCACCGGUGUUUCACGCUUAGUGCGUAAAUCGUAAAUGAAAUUGACCUUAUAAAAAAGUCCAGUUAGUAAUUUGAAAUAUUGAGGCGUGUUUCCGAACGCAUGACAAUACUUUCGUUUUCGCGGCAAAAUGUGACAGUUUUAAAAAGUUUUAAUGAUCCUAGUGUUGUUUAUGUUUAUAGUUUUCUCUCUAAAUAAAAUAAUAAGCAUGGAUAAUAUAUUAAAAUAUUCAAGUUUUAUUAAGAUGGCGGCUCUGGUGACGUGGUGUGCACUCACGUGCCUGCCGGCUGCGCACGCGCUGCUCGUCGGCGUCGGCAUCGCUGACGUCACUGGACCACCCGCCGAGAUUGGAUUCAUGGGGUACGCAAAACUGGAACAGGUCGGUCAUGGCAUCCACUUGCGGCAGUUCGCGAGAGCUUUCGUUCUAGAAGACGACAAGAAUGAAUACAACCAUCGAAUUGUGUUCGUCUCCGUUGAUGCUGCUAUGAUGGGCAUUGGUGUUAGGAGAGAGGUAAUCAGAAGACUGCACAAACGUUUCGGGAACAUCUACAAUGAAACCAAUGUGAUCCUCAGCGGUACUCACACGCACUCCACGCCGGGAGGGUUUCUCAUGGACUUCCUCUUCGACCUCCCGAUCCUGGGCUUCUCCAGGGAGACCUACAACGCUUAUAUUUCUGGAAUCUAUCGAAGUAUCGUGUUAGCCCACAACAACAUGGCGCCAGCAAAGAUGAUGUAUGGAGAGACAGAAAUCCUCGACGCUAACAUCAAUAGAUCCCCCACUUCGUACCUGAGGAAUCCACCGGAGGAACGGUCUAGGUACAAGCACGAUGUAGACAAGACCCUCGCGCAGGUUCGAUUCGUGAACCUCAUCUCCCAGAAAGUAGUUGGAGUCAUCAACUGGUUCGCCGUCCACCCGACCAGCAUGAACAAUACCAACCGGCUGAUAUCCUCAGACAAUGUUGGGUACGCUUCCAUUCUUAUGGAGAAGGCUCUUAAUGGAAACAAUACUUUACCGGGCAGGGGCAACAUAGUGUGCGCAUUCGCGUCAACCAACUUAGGCGACGUGUCACCUAACACCAAGGGUCCAAGAUGCGAGUUCUCUGGAAAAGUAUGUGACCAGGAGCAUCUGCUAUGCAAACUGCCCAAGGAACAGUGUUUCGCUUCAGGCCCCGGUAGCGACAUGUUUGAGAGUACUAAGAUCAUUGCCACGAGGCUCUUUGAAGGAGCUAUGAAAGUUCUCAACUCUCCCGGAGAAGACCUGACGGGUCCACUUAACAUUGCUCACCAGUACGUCGCCAUGCCUGAACAGCAAGUGUCUCCUUACGACCCCGUUACUGAGACUUUCAACUCGAGUGUCAAAGUGUCAGGAUGUCUGCCAGCGAUGGGAUACAGUUUCGCGGCCGGCACGACAGACGGUCCCGGCGCCUUCGAUUUCCAGCAGGGCACCACCACCUCCAACCCACUUUGGAACGCAGUCCGCGACUUCAUUGCUGAACCUUCUAAAGAAGACAUCAAGUGCCAAGCGCCUAAGCCUAUUUUACUUGCUACUGGCAGGGCAAAAUUCCCCUACCAAUGGCAACCAAAGAUCGUAUCCUGCUCAGUAGCUCAGAUCGGAGGGUUAUUCUUGGCGGCUGUCCCUGGUGAAUUCACCACCAUGUCCGGGAGACGGCUGAGGAACGUCAUCUGGAAGGCUUCUGGCGCCAAGAAAGUGGUGUUAGCUGGCCUUUCAAACAUCUAUUCCGAUUAUAUCGCUACUCCUGAGGAGUAUCAAGCUCAAAGAUACGAAGCGGCGUCGACGAUAUUCGGUCCCCACACCCUCGACAUCUAUUUGAACAAAUACGUGGAGUUGACUAAAGCGUUGGUGUAUGGCAAGCCAGUAGACCCAGGCCCCGAGCCGCCAGACUUCAGUGAGCAACUGAUCACGCUGAUCCCGCCCGUGCUGUGGGACGGUGCGCCCUGGGGCAAGGAGUUUGGAGACUGCGUGCAGCAACCCGACCGGGAGUAUAGUUACGGGGAUACCGUGCAGGCUAGUUUUGUGGCAGGCCACCCUCGCAACGGCCUGCGUCACGGGCGCUGGUACGCCGCGGUGGAGAAGCUGGAGUCCGAAGAAGACGACUCCUGGACUAUAUACGCUACAGACGCCGAUUGGGAGACCAAGUUCAUCUGGCGUCGCGACUCCAAGAUCCUAGGUACAAGUUACGCGGACAUCGAGUGGGAGAUCCCUCUAGGCACCCCUCGGGGUACAUACCGCAUCCAUCACUACGGCAACUACAAAUACAUCCUAGGCGGCAUAUACCACUAUCACGGGUUUUCUAGACCCUUUGACGUCAAGUAAUCGAAAGGUAACGGAAAAACAAACUGAUAGAGAAGGAAAAUGGAAAGGAGGUACGGCAAAUGAGAAAUUUCUCAGGGUUUAAAAGAGAAGUUUCUCAGGGUUGACAAGUAGGACGAAUAUUGAUUUGGUACGGGCUGAGUUGAACAUUCGUGGUUGAAUUUAGUCCGACACGGUAUUUUAAAGUUUAUUAAAGGCUUUGCUGUGGCGUAACAUGUGACAUUUCUGUAUUAUGAAUACCAGUUGGUACUUACCAAACUUAUUGAUAAUUCCAGUGAGAAUUAUUUUGUGAUUUUUACUUCAUGUAAUUCCAAGUUCUAUAUUUUAAUAUUAAAUUAUUUCUGCACAUUAAAAUGAAAAUUAAAUAUAAAAAUAUCCAGUGACUGAAAUUAUAAAACCAAUGAAAACAUUCCAUUUUAAAUAGAGGCGUAACAAUAUUUUAUGAAUACGUAAAAAUUAUAUAUUAUUUAAUUUUAUAUGUAUAAAAUAAUUUUCAUGUGAUAGUUGUUAGUUAACAAUUGACAUUAAUUUAGAAUGUAAAUUAAAUAUUUAUGUUGAAAUUAUUUACAUAAUUUAAUGAGGGAAUUCCUUCCAUUUCCAAUCGGCGUUUCCCAAAAACACGAUAGAUGGCGUUGUUCACUUUUAACGUGAUAAUUAUCUAUUUUCUCAUUUCUUAAUAUUCUAAAAUAUAAUGUCGUCGAACGAUAGUUUCUACCAGACCGACGGAUCGAUUAUCGAUCGACGGCAUCGAUCGAUGGAGUCGAAUGGUAUCUGUCGAUCAAUUAAAGCUACCAGACUAGUCGAUCAACUUCGAUCGACGUUGAUCGAUGCCGUCGAUCGAUGAUUGAUCAAUUGGUCAGGUAACACCCAUCGAUCGGUGUCAUCGCCCGGCAAUCGAUCGAUUGCUUAAUCGAACAGUAUCUGUCGAUCAAUUAAAGUUACCAGACCAGUCGAUCAACUUCGAUCGACGUUGAUCGAUGCCGUCGAUCGAUUGGUCUGGUAGCACCCUUACAUAAAGCUCGGUGAGGCGUGGGUACUUAAUUCAUCUUGCUAUGGAUGUACCUCUGACUAUAAAUAGUGAUAUAGUCGUGAGCUUAUCUAUAUAUAUGUGUUUUUAUUUUAUGGUUCCUUGGUAGGUAGAAUAAACCUAGUCUUAGGAUUAUCUUUGUAGAUCACUGAAAAUGGAGGAAUGUGUGUGUAAUUCUUGCCUCUGAAACUGUUGAUAGUAUUUAUCAUUAAAUCAAAGGAUUAUUACUAAUUAUAUUGAUAAGAUUAAUUGUAUAAGUAGUAACUGUAUAAACGAUUGUUUACGCCAAAAGUUAGGCUAAUUCUUGUAUCGAAAAGUGCCAAUAUUAUUGUAUUAUUCAUGGUAUAAGAAGACCAGGUAUGCUCAAAACUGACAGCUAGCAUUUCAAGGUUAGCUCAGCUGACGUCAUCCGAACCUGCGUUGCCAUUUCGUAAAAAAUAAAUUACCCACGUCCAAUGUUUUUAAUUUACUUUGCAAGGAAAUUUUGUACUUUUAAUAAAAGAUUUACGUAUAAUUUUAAUGAUUUUUAUUUUGUAUGUGACAAGUAAUAGUAAUUAAGUACUUUAGUCAGUAAUUCACUUAAUUUUCAAUAACAAAAAUUUGCGUCCUUGGAAUGUUGGAGAUACCAAUUGAAUGGUAACACUUACGUCAUCAAUGGGCUAGCAAUGGUGGCUUGUCAUAGGAUUGAGCAUACCUGGUGUUCUUAUACCUUGGUAUUAGUGAAAUAAAAAUAAAUAAAAACUUUUU